AUGACCACCUCCUCGCGGCUCCACACUCCUUCAGUUCAGGCCUUACGAGAUGAGAUGGCUGCGAACCUUGACAGGUCCUUAUUAGGCAUUAGGUUAGAGAUGAUUUGCUUAGCCUUCAAGGCUUGCACAAGUGGCACAGUGGCACCUACUAAGACAGGUUGCCGACAACUCGAUACUUGCCGAGGAAGUAUUCCACAGUUAGGCAAGGGAAGGGACCUCCCUUGGAGCUUGGAAGCAUGUUGCCGGCUUGCCAAGGGCGGGGGAAGAGAGCUGGGCUGGGCAGGAUUGCCAGGAAUUGUCAGGGAUCUUCCAUGUGGCUCGGACUUGGCUCAAAGUCCAUUGCUGCCUCCCCGAAACCUUCAAAAGAAACUACUAUUAGAGUACGAAACUCAAUUUCAGAGGCUAGAAGGGAAACGAAUCUCUGUUGCCCCAAUCAGGUCGAAGAGAAGGAGGUUGCAUUUCAAGUACGACAAUACGGGGCAUGUACUCAGCCUCGGACGGCAUUUACCUUUGGGAUUGAUCUGCGGACCCUACCUAAUUAAAAUGUACUCCGUAUGGAGGACGGGGUAA
Molecule: messenger RNA, 570 nt
Organism: Rasamsonia emersonii CBS 393.64
Lineage: Eukaryota; Fungi; Ascomycota; Eurotiomycetes; Eurotiales; Trichocomaceae
Exons: 2
Coding region: 1-570 (189 amino acids)
Source: RefSeq, a predicted model, not a curated record